CCCGUCAUGGCUGACCAAGCCCUGAGCUUCCUGAAGGACUUUUUGGCUGGUGGGAUCGCCGCUGCCAUUUCCAAAACGGCGGUGGCCCCUAUCGAAAGGGUGAAAUUGCUGCUGCAGGUUCAGCAUGCCAGCCAACAGAUCACAGUUGACAAACAGUACAAGGGAAUCGUUGACUGUGUGGUAAGGAUUCCCAAGGAGCAGGGCAUCAUUUCCUUCUGGAGAGGCAACCUGGCCAACGUCAUCCGGUACUUCCCCACCCAGGCCCUCAACUUUGCCUUCAAGGACAAGUACAAGCAGAUCUUCCUUGGGGGCGUGGACAGGCACAAGCAGUUCUGGCGCUACUUCGCAGGCAACCUGGCCUCCGGGGGUGCCGCAGGAGCCACCUCUCUCUGCUUCGUAUACCCUCUGGAUUUUGCCAGGACCAGGCUAGCCGCCGAUGUGGGGAAAGGGCUGAACGAGAGGCAGUUCAGCGGGCUGGGCAACUGCAUUGCCAAGAUCUACAAAUCUGAUGGCCUCAAGGGUCUCUACUUGGGAUUCAACGUGUCAGUCCAGGGCAUCAUUAUCUACAGAGCAGCUUAUUUUGGCGUCUAUGACACAGCUAAGGGUAUGCUGCCUGAUCCAAAGAACGUGCACAUCAUGGUGAGCUGGAUGAUCGCCCAGAGUGUCACUGCCGUAGCAGGGUUGGUGUCUUAUCCCUUUGACACUGUCCGGCGUAGAAUGAUGAUGCAGUCUGGUAGGAGAGGAGCUGACAUUAUGUACAAGGGCACAAUUGAUUGUUGGAAGAAGAUCGCGAAAGAUGAAGGAGGAAAGGCUUUCUUCAAAGGGGCCUGGUCCAAUGUGUUGAGGGGCAUGGGGGGUGCUUUUGUAUUAGUCUUGUAUGAUGAGAUCAAGAAAUUUGCCUAAGAGAAUCAAAGGGCUCAGUUCAUUCGUCCUGUUUUGUAACUUAUGUUCAUGUGGUUUAAUUGGGAACUAAAUAUUUCCUAGGGAAAUGGAGAUGGCUAUCGUAGGUCAAAUCCAGUUCAGAAGUCAGGUUGAUGCAUUGUAAGAUAGGCAAUGGUUGCCCAUUAGAUCAAUUAAAAAUUUUGUAUGGAAAAUUUAAGAGGCCUGUGUAUAUAAAUAUAUUUGACAAAUAUCAAUAAUAUAUUCCUAUGUUUUAAAGUGCAUUUCUUGAAGACUGCUUGUUGCACCGUACCUAAACUGAAAAUGUGAAUUCAAUAAAUAUUAUUUAAGUCAAAAA
This is a messenger RNA of Euleptes europaea (tarantolino), 1237 nucleotides long. RefSeq names its product solute carrier family 25 member 4 (gene SLC25A4). Bases 7 to 903 code for a protein of 298 amino acids. The record is from RefSeq and is a predicted model, not a curated record. Gene Ontology annotation, biological process: mitochondrial ATP transmembrane transport; mitochondrial ADP transmembrane transport. Gene Ontology annotation, cellular component: mitochondrial inner membrane. Gene Ontology annotation, molecular function: ATP:ADP antiporter activity. Lineage: Eukaryota; Metazoa; Chordata; Lepidosauria; Squamata; Sphaerodactylidae. The transcript is spliced from 4 exons.